Molecule: messenger RNA, 5261 nt
Organism: Drosophila elegans
Lineage: Eukaryota; Metazoa; Arthropoda; Insecta; Diptera; Drosophilidae
Gene: dati
Product: zinc finger protein 592
Exons: 10
Coding region: 1197-4883 (1228 amino acids)
Biological process (GO): regulation of transcription by RNA polymerase II
Cellular component (GO): nucleus
Molecular function (GO): RNA polymerase II transcription regulatory region sequence-specific DNA binding; DNA-binding transcription factor activity, RNA polymerase II-specific
Source: RefSeq, a predicted model, not a curated record
ACCAUUUUAUGCAGAAAAAAAUUCGUAACUUUUAAUAGAUUUCUGUAGGUUUGAGUAAGGAUUGCGUAAGGAUUUGAACCAAAUCCGACCUAGGCUACGGACUAAAAAAUAAUUUAAUUACUUGUGUACAUAUAUAAUAAAAUAGUCGCUUACAUUGUAAGGCUAGCUAACAUUCUAUACCUAAAAGAGAGUAAAGAGUUUGUGCUUUCGGACUUUACCGAGAUUUCCCAAGUUAUCAAAGAGGAACCAUAACCACAGCUACAAAAUACAUUCCCUGAAUGCUUACUCAAGACACACUGACACCGGAACAGAUAGUUUGGAAUACCACAUACCCUACAGCUAGCAUUUGACACACAAGAGGCUAUAUUCAUGCCCAUAUUUAAUAACACACUUCAGAAGAAAAUCGCGAUAUACUUUCUUAUAAUAAGAGCAAUUUUCAAAAAGUAUUAACUGUAACACGAUAAAAUCUAGACAACAGUACGUAAAAUGAUAUAUAUCGUAAUUGUAUAACGCUACCAACUAAUCCACUUAAGUCACUAUAGUAUCCCAUUUCAGUAAAACAAAUGAGAGAUUUUUAAAAUAAGAUAUCUACUUAAGUCAGUUGAUAAAAACGUAUUGGUAACGGUAACCAACUUUUGGUGACCCAGGCUAAAAACCCUCUUAAACUUUAUUACAUAAAAUUAUAUUUUUAUAUACCUUAAAUUGUAGUAUAAAGUGAGAAACUAUUUGAGACAACUAUUUGUAUUUGCGAAGAAUACAAAUCCGAUAGUUAGGUGAUACUUUUUGGGCGCGAAAAUAAGUAAAGAUAUCGGGUAACAAAUUGUGAUUUAAAAUUUACAAAAAUUAAAAGCUUAUAAGAGAAGAAAAUCCUAUCUGGCUCCAUGACGGCAUGGAGAGGGAGUACUGUAAUUUUUGGAGUUACACCGAAAACAGGCGAUUAAUGACUUUUCGUAACAAAUAUAUCGCGACACCGUAACGUGUGCCUUAUUCCGGCCUUAUGUUUAAAUGACUUUCAAUAACACAUCAAAAAUAAUUUAUAUCAAACCCAUAACCGUAACCUAUUGACCGUAAGAAACGUCACAUGUAAAAAGUAAAUAGUAAGGAAAACCACAAGCUGCUCGAGGAACGCUAUCGAACGGAAUCGUACCGCAACCACAACUGAGGAUCAACGCUUGUUUUCAAGGCAGUGACAUGAUAUGAAAUUAAGGUACUUUGGCCAGGCCCAAACCAUUCGCAGUUGGCAGCCCAGAUUUGAAGGCAAAGGUCUUAUCGACCGGAACGAUCGGAACGAUCGCACCGACCGCACCGAUCGGCCAGUCCCAGCGCGCUGGGCAACAGAUAUUGGCCAUCUCCCGGACAACUGGCUUCGAAUGUUUAAGAUGGACGCCGCAGACUUCUGGCAGCAGGCGCGAGCCCCUUUCGGCCUGCAAACGGCGCUUCACCAGUACAACUCGCCACCGAACCAGCAGCAAGGUGCUGCCCACCACACCCUGCACCACUCCCUUCCGCAGGAGCACGAGCUCAUGGCCGAUGUCCAUUCGGGAGGCUCAGGAAGCUCAGUCCCGACGAACAGCGGCGGCUCCAUUGGCGGCUCCAUUGGCGGCUCCAUUGGCGGCUCCAUCGGCGGCUCCAUCGGCGUCUCCAGCCCUCAUCCGCCCCAGAGCAGCAAGGUCGAGUCCGGGUCCGGAUCCGGAUCCGGACUGCAUCAGCAAUCGGAGCAGCAGUCGUACGGGGGCGACUCCUUCCGCAGCUCGCAGUCGCCGCAGCUGAGCAGCCACCACCUGCUGUUCAACGCGGCUGCAGCAGCCGCAGCGGCCGCCCACCUCAAGUCCACGGCCCUGCAGACCAACCUCUCGUCCAUGGGGGACCAGGCGCAGGGCACGCUCCGCGGCUACGGCCACGCCCACGCCCACGCCCACGGCCACGGAUCCCUGAACGCCCUGUGCGGGAUAAAGCCCAAGCAGGAGAUGGACGCCACGCCGGCCCACCAGCCGCUGGACGAGUGCCACCAGCCGCUGGCGCAGGCGCAGUCGCAGACGCAGAGCCAGCCCUCGUACGGCGGGGGCGGGGGAGCGGACUUCUACGACGUGGGCGAGGCGCCGGCGAGAAAGACGGACGCGGGCGACGCCGAGGGACAGGGUCGGUCGCUGACCAUUGGCCUCGGCGCCGACGAGGCGCAGUCCCAUCCGCGGACCCAGCCACUGGCGAUGGCGGGAAGAGGCCUUCAGACGCUACACGCCAAGCCAAUGUCUCCGGGCACGGGAGCAGGAGCAGGAGCAGGAGCAGGAGCAGGAGCGGGAACUGGAGCAGCAGAAGCAGGAACAGGGACAGGAGGCCGACCCACAAUGAUCGACAAGACCUUGUCGCAAGGCCAACAGUCGCCACAGCACUCCUCAUCGCCAUCCGGCGGCAGCACGACGCCCGACAUAAAAUACAACAACGACAAGAUGGCCAAUGAAAUUCAGCUUCAGCUAUCCCGGUCGAGCAGCGCAGCCGCGAUCAGUGAACGCACCCUUGAAGAAUGUUGGUCAACCCUGCAACGACUCUUCAUGCACAAAAGCGCGAUGCAGCAAAUCCAGCAGCAGAUCCCCCGCGUCGGCCUAGGAACCCACGGCGUCGCCGGCCCGGCCUCCUUGGGCGGCAGCAUCACGCCCGGCUCGGACACCAAGCCGCACCAGUGCCAGCAGUGCAUGAAGAGCUUCUCCAGUAACCACCAGCUCGUGCAGCACAUCCGGGUGCACACCGGAGAGAAGCCCUACAAGUGCUCCUACUGUGAUCGUAGAUUUAAGCAGCUCUCGCAUGUCCAGCAGCACACGCGCCUCCACACAGGAGAACGACCCUACAAGUGCCACUUGCCAGACUGCGGGCGAGCGUUUAUUCAACUCUCGAAUCUGCAGCAACAUCUACGGAACCACGACGCUCAGGUAGAACGUGCCAAAAACCGACCCUUCCACUGCAACAUAUGUGGCAAGGGCUUCGCCACUGAGUCUAGUCUGCGAACCCACACAUCGAAGGAGCUACAGCUGCAUCUUGGUGUCUUGCAGCAGCACGCCGCACUAAUAGGCGGUCCAAACGCCACGUCCUGUCCUGUGUGCCACAAACUCUUCCUCGGCACAGAGGCCCUUGUGGACCACAUGAAGCACGUCCAUAAGGAAAAAAGCCCCGCCCCAAGUGGAGCAGGCUUAUCUCAGUUCAGCGAACUCAAUCAGGGAGCUGCUGGCAGUGGGAACGGAAACGGCACUGGACUUGGCAACGAACAGAUAUCCACGCAAUGCAUUUCUGAGUCGAACUGCGCACAGAGCUCCCAUCAGGCAACCGCUGGUGGCUCCAACCUAAUAGACAGCUACUUAGGCAAGAGGAGGACAGCCAACCAUCCCUGCCCAGUGUGCGGCAAGCACUAUGUCAACGAGGGAUCCCUAAGGAAACAUCUAGCCUGCCACGCCGAAACCUCCCAGCUCACAAACAGCCUGCGAAUGUGGCCUUGUAGCGUUUGCCAGGCAGUCUUCACUCAUGAAAAUGGCCUUCUUACCCACAUGGAGUCGAUGCGCAUGGAUCCGAAACAUCAGUUUGCGGCUCAGUACGUUUUGUCUCGAGCAGCUGCAGAACAGCGAGAGCGGGACUCCCUUUUGGCGGUAACCCUAGCUGCCAGCAGUGGGACUGGCGGAAGGAUGGGAAUGGCAGACGCCGGGAACGCUCUACCAAUGGGCACUCGCAACUCGGAGGGAUCCAACUCAAAGUGCCCUUCCCCUUCGGCCAACUCCGAAUGCUCCUCCAACGGACGACUGUCCUCGUCGACGACCUCCGAUCAGGACCAGGACAUCGAUCACGGCUUGAGCGAGAAUGAGAACAGCAACCAAAACAACAUCAGCAGCAGUGCCAACAACAACAACAAUUGCACAAACAACAACAAUUCCCACUCCAACAAGAUCACCGAGCUGCGACUCCCGAGCUCAGGCCAAUACUCCAUGGGCACGGAUCUGCACGUCGCCAACCGCAUGUCCUUGAUGGCCGCGGCUGCGGCGGCAGUGGCUGCAUCGCGACCCCAGGACGGAGUGGACUCGUCAGCAGUUCCGAGCGCUGCAGUCCAAGCCGCUGUGGUCAACCUGGCCGCUGCCAUGCGAAUGAACAAUCCCAGCAACGGCCCCACCGCCUACCAACAGCAUCACGGCGACCACACUCAGCCACACCACUCACAUCCGCAUCCGCACCCGCAUCCACACCCCCACAACCAUCACCAGCAGCAGGCUCCUCAGCACCAGCAGCAGCAACUGUCCCACCUGCUGGUCCACACUCAUCAUGGCAGCAGCAACUCCCGCUCGCAACGGUCUCCCAACCUGAAUGUGCCAAGUUUGCAGAACGAGUCGUCUGCUGCCGCAUCGAUCGCCAUGAACAUGAACGUCCAUAUGAUGCGCGGCUCACUUGAGCCGGAUCCGGGCCUGGGGGGAAUGCAUCCCAUAGACGUCCUCCACCAGCAACAGCAGCACCACCACCACCAGACGUCCAACUACUCGCAGCACGCAGUGGCUCCCACCUCGCAGCAGGCGCAUGCGCAUGCGCAUCCGCACCCGCAGGCACACCACACAUCCCACCACCACCCGGAUCCGGAAACAGCGCUCCGCAUGCACCAGGCGGAAGCGAUCUUGCGCUCCCACACCGAAGCCGCCUUUCGACUGGCCACUGGCACGGUGCCCGUUUCUGGAGCAGGAACUGGAGGUGGAGCUGGAGGUGGAGGUGGAGGUGGAGCUGGAGUGAAAAGCGAGGCGGGUGAGCUGCAGCAGCAACUCAGCAGUCACGGCAACUGCAGUGGAACUGCCAGCAGCAACGACCAACAGCAUCGGUUCCACACGCAUCAGCAGGAGCACCAACUGCCAUCGAGCUCGUGAAGUUCGGCGAUCGAAUGCGCUGGGGCAGAAUGAGAUUGAGAUUGAGAUGGAGAUGGAGAUUGAGAUAGAGAUAGAGAUUCAACAUCAAGUACAACGAUUUCCCUAUUGCGUCGAUUUCAGUUGAAACAAUAGGAUUAACACAUAUGAAUGCGUAAGCCUCUAAAAGUAAACUAAUUUGUGGAGAAGGCGUUGAUGUAAACGAGAUUAUGUUUGUAUGUAAGUUUAAAUGAGUAGACAACAACGCCCUAAGUUAAAAAACGAUCCCAUUCAUUGUGCAAUACUAUAAACUAACGUCAAUGUCGGCAGAUAAAAAUAUGUAAAAACUUUCGUGUUAUGUUAACGUUUAUUAUAAGAGUAAAGAUAAAUGCGCGAAAAUCA